Molecule: messenger RNA, 1117 nt
Organism: Aphis gossypii (cotton aphid)
Lineage: Eukaryota; Metazoa; Arthropoda; Insecta; Hemiptera; Aphididae
Product: mitochondrial coenzyme A diphosphatase NUDT8
Exons: 2
Coding region: 203-844 (213 amino acids)
Molecular function (GO): coenzyme A diphosphatase activity
Source: RefSeq, a predicted model, not a curated record
AAUGAAUACGUUUUAUUUAACUUUAUGAAAACAUAAUCAUAAACCUAUAGAAUGAAAACAUUAUUAUCUUAAAAUAAUUUGUUUAAAAAUGAAUUAUAUUUAUUUACUUUAAAAUUGUAUUAACAUUUAUAUAAUUAAUAAUAACAAUUAAAGAAAAAACAAUCAUUACUACAGUAAAGUAACUUUUAGUACAAAUAUUGUAAUGCAGUCUUUACAGUUAAAAUAUUAUUCAAAACUUUCAAGAUUCUUAUCAAACACUCGCUCAUCUAGAACUGUACAUUUUAAUUCUCAUGAUAUAUUUUCUAAAGAAAAUUCUUUAAAAUCUGUGAAAUGUUUUAAGUCAUUAUGUCCUGAACUGAACACUGUUGGUAAACGUCAAGCUGCUGUUCUCAUCCCUUUGUGUAUUGUUAAAGAUGAAAUAUCAUUAUUAUAUACACUAAGGACAAAUAAUUUAAAAAGAAAUAGUGGCCAAGUAUCUUUCCCUGGUGGAAUGCGUGAAGCAGAUGAACAAUUAAAAGAUACAGCAUUACGAGAAACUUGUGAAGAACUUGGAAUAAGUAUAACUAGUAUUGAUAUUUGGGGAAGUGGUAGAUUUAUUGUUUCUAAAGACAUAGCAAUUAUGCCAUUUUUAGGAAAUAUUGGUGUUAUAGAACCAGACAAAUUAAACAUUUGCAGUGAAGAAGUACAACAUCAGUCAAACAAAAUAAUGAUGAUACCAGUAUACACAAAUGAUUAUAAAAAAAUAUGGGGUAUGACUGCUUAUUUGACUUGGAUAGUUUUAAGAUCCAUUAUACCAGAGAAUUUUCAUCAAAAAAUUAAUUUAUCAUUGAAUAGAAGAAAUUAAAAAGUGUAAUAAAUACUAUAUUAUCUAUUAGUUACCAUUUUAAAUCUUUUAUUAUAAUUUAGUAGUAAGAGAGUAAAAAUAAUGUAUUAAUUUAUUAUGUACCCUAUUUUUAGCAUGAUGUAUAAAUAUUUACUAGGUAAUUGAUUUAAUAUCUGUAAUUAUGAUUAUAAUUCACUUUAUAAGUAAACAAAUUGUGAUAAAAUAUUUUUAAGUGUAUUUUUGCAAUAUAUUUAUUAUAUAUUAAUAUUUUAAUAAAUUAAAUUAUUUUCAUUA